Gorilla gorilla gorilla (western lowland gorilla) is the source of this 13489-nucleotide messenger RNA. RefSeq names its product zinc finger protein 605 (gene ZNF605). Gene Ontology annotation, cellular component: nucleus; nucleoplasm. Lineage: Eukaryota; Metazoa; Chordata; Mammalia; Primates; Hominidae. Gene Ontology annotation, molecular function: DNA-binding transcription repressor activity, RNA polymerase II-specific; RNA polymerase II cis-regulatory region sequence-specific DNA binding. Gene Ontology annotation, biological process: regulation of cytokine production; regulation of immune system process; negative regulation of transcription by RNA polymerase II. Bases 5910 to 7928 code for a protein of 672 amino acids. The transcript is spliced from 6 exons. The record is from RefSeq and is a predicted model, not a curated record.
UUGGGGUUUCAGUCUGUGGUGAUUCUUAAGUGGGGCUUUGGGGGCGCUGGUGAUUAUGGUGUCUGGCAUCUGUAUUUAAAAGCCAUGUGGGAGUCACUGGGGUCCAGUCAUCAGUUGGGCCUGUAGGGAUGACUCUGCCUGGCCUGUGAGGUCUAUGGUGUGACGCAGGAAUGUUAAGUGUCUGGGGGCCUGUGGAGGAUUAGGAAUAAAGGGUCCAGUGUACAUCGUUGAAUGGGGGACAGUUUUAUUGGCUCGUGCCCUGGCAUUGGCUUUGUUAUUUGAGGGUGUUGGAACCAGGUGAGAAGGAGCUUGUUUGUAUUAGUGACCGGGUACCAGAGAUGACUGAGUCACUGAUGGGGUGGGCAGUGAGGUCUGUGAGGAGGGAUGAUCAGAGGGCUUGGGAGUUUGAUGUUUGGGAUGAAUGCCAAGUAUGCGUGCAAGUGUCUGUGAUUGGUGUGCGGGUGGGUGAGGGCGAGAAAUUGGGGACCCUCUGGGUGUCAGUGAGAGGGAAGCCUGGGGAGCCUAAUAGUUUGUUUGCCAUUUGCGGUGAAUGUGGAGUUAGAAGUUAGUGGCCUUAGCUGGGCACCGUGCCUCACACCUGUAAUCCCAGCACUUUGGGAGGCCGAGGCAGGCAGAUCAGGAGGUCAAGAGAUCCAGACCAUCCUGGCCAACAUGGUGAAACCCCGUCUCUACUAAAAAUACAAAAAUUAGCCGGGCAUGGUGGCGGGCGCCUGUAAUCCCACCUACUCAGGAGGCUGAGGCAGGAGAAUUGCUUGAACCCAGGAGGCAGAGGUUGCAGUGAACCGAGAUUUUGCCACUGCACUCCAGCCUGACGACAGAGUGAGACUCCGUCUUAAAAAAGAUAAUAAUAAGUUAGUGGCCUUUGGGUAUCUGUGAUUAGUGGUCUAUAUUGUGCCAGUCUGUGGAGUCUGUGGUCAGGUGUUUCUGGAGGCUGUUGUGGGGCCACUAGAGUUACCGCCUGGGGGCUUUGUUGGAUGGUCACUGGGGAACCCAUAGUGUGUGUCUCUGAAGGCCCUGGAGGGGCGGCCUCUUGGGGAGAGAGACUGGGUGGCCUGUGAAGUCAGCCAUUGUGGUCCUGUGGGAGUGAUGGGGGCACAUGGGGUGAGUGAGAGUGGAGUUGAUGGGGUUCGGUGGUUGUGUGGUCUGGAGGUCUGUGAAGCAGGGCCUAUUGGAUUCAGUGAUCUGGGGAUGUCUUGGGAUGUGGACCUGGAGAAUUCUCAGGUGGUCACUGUGAGUGACUGGGGGACUUGGGAUGCCGGAGGUUGGCAGGGGCUUGGAGCUGCGGAGUUCAGUGGUUUGUGUCUGGGGUGUGUGUGUGAUGGAGGCCCUCUCUGGGACUUGGUAAUCCGGGGAACUUGGCAGGGCCGUGUUGGUGGGUCUGGAAGCAGAUCCGAAUGCGAAUGGGUCGUGGGUUGGCUCAGGCAAGCCUCUCGUGAGUGACAGGUCUUUUUGCCCUUUGGCCCUCUCCUUGUAGCUUGUGACCGCUGAUCAGUGAUCACGCUUUUUACGUGAUUAUUUCCUUUUUUAAAAGUUCUCAGUGACCCCGUUGGCCUUAAGGUCUUCCCCUUGUAGAAUUUCCCCCUUGCUGUUUGUACCUCCUGGGCCUCUUCCAUCCCUCCUGAUGACCUCCGGCUGCCCCACCCAAGACCUUUGCAUCUGAGGUGCCUGGAGUGGUGUGGUCGGCCCAGCCUUCCGUGGCGGACUCCUCCUGCUUCAGGCUCAGCUAAAAGUCACCUCCUCCCACAAGCCUCUGCGACGUCUGGGAGGAAUAUCUUCUGCCCAUUCAUCCCUUGGUCACAGUUAAAAUUUCCUUUUUUUUUUUUUGAGACAGAGUCGCCCAUGCUUGAGUGCAGUGGCGUGAUCUCAGCUCACUGCAACCUCCAUCUCCUGGGUUCCAGCGAUUCUUCCGCCUCAACGCCCCCAGUAGCUGGGAUUACAGGUGCCCGCCACCAAGCCCGGCUAAUUUUUUGUAUUUUUAGUAAAGAUGGGGUUUCACCAUGUUGGCCAGGCUGGUCUCGAACUCCUGACCUCAAGUGAUCUGCCUACCUCCUCGGCCUCCCAAAGUGCUGGGAUUACAGGCGUGAGCCACCGCGCCUGGCCCACAGUUAAAAUUUCUUCUGAGCGCUCACAGUCAGAAAUCAUUUAUUUACUUGGCUGUUUCCCUAGAGGGCAGAGACACCGUACAUCUUGUUGAGUGGUCUUUCCCGUGUGCUCAGAACAGUGCCUGGUGUGUAAUAGGAAUUCAGCAAAUGCUGCUUUCCUAGCGGGUAAAUGAGACAGUGUGUGUGUGAUGUGUGUGAACGAGUAUGUGAUGUAUGUACGUGUGUGAAAGUGUGAGGCGUGUGUGGGAAUGUGUAUUGUGUGAUGUACAUAUGUGUUCGAAUGUGUGUGAUGUGUGUAUGAGUGUGUAUGUGUGUAUGUAUGAGUGUGAGUAUAUGUGUGUGAUGUAUGCAUGUGUGUGUGGUGUAUGCGUAUGUGUGUGAUGUGUGAUGUACAUGUGUAUCAAUGUGUGUGUACUUGUCUGUGUGAUGUGUGUUGUACAUGUGUGUGUCCUGUAUGUAUCAUUGUGUGUGCAUGUGUGAUGUACGUGUAUAUCAGUGAGUUUGUGCAUGUCUGUGUAUGUUAUGUGGGAUGUACGUGUGCAUCAGUGUGUGUAUCUGUACAUGUCUGUGAUAUGAACGUGUGUAUCUGUGUCUGAGUGUGUGCAUGUCUGUGUGUAUGGUAUACGUGUGCAUCAGUGUGUGUAUGUGUGAGUGUGUGACGUACGGGUACAUCAGUGUGUGUACGUGUCUGUGUGUAUAUGUGAUAUAUGUAUGCAUCUGUGUGUGCAUGUCUGAGUGUGUAUAUGUAUGAGAUACGUAUCUGUGUGUGUACAUUUCUGUGUGUCUGUGUGUGAUGUACGUAUCUGUGUGUACGUAUAUGUGUGAUGUACAUGUGUAUCUGUGUGUACGUGUCUGUGUGUGUGAUGUACGUGUGUAUCAGUGUGUGCAUGUGUGUGUCUGUGUACAUGUGUAUCUGUGUGUAUGUGUGAUGUACAUGUGCAUCUGUAUGUACGUGUCUUGAGUGUAUGUGUGAUGUACAUGUGUAUCAGUGUGAGUGUGUGUGCAUGUCUGUGUGUACGUGUCUGUGUAUACAUUACGUACCAGUGUGUGUCUGUGAGUGUAUGCGUGAUGUACUUGUGUAUCAGUGUGUCUGUACAUGUCUGUGAGUAUGCGUGAUGUACGUAUCAGUGUGUGUACAUGUCUGUGUAUGAUGUAUGUAUCUGUGUGUACAUGUCUGUGAUGUACGUGUGUUAUCAGUAUGUCUGUACAUGUCUGCGUGUGAUGUACGUGUGUAUCAGUGUGUCUGAGUGUGCAUGUCUUUGUACUGUGUACCUGUGUAUCUGUGUGUCUGUGUGAUGUACGUGUGUAUCAGUGUGUCUGAGUGUGUGUGUGCAUGUCUGUGUGUACGUGUGUGUAUACGUUACGUGUGUAUCAGUAUGUGUGUGCGUCUGUAUGUGUGAUGUAUUUGUGUAUCAGUGUGUCUGUACAUGUCUGUAUGUGUGAUGUACGUUAUCAGUGUGUGUACAUGUCUCUGUGUAUGAUGUAUCAGUGUGUCUGUGUGUACAUGUCUGUGAUGUACGUGUGUUAUCAGUAUGUCUGUACAUGUCUGUGUGUGAUGUACAUAUCUGUGAGUGUGUGUGCAUGUCUUUGUGUGUACUGUGUGUGUACCUGUGUAUCUGUGUGUGUCUGUGAGUGUAUGUGCGAUGUACUCAGGGUGUCUGUGUGUGCCUGUCUUUGUGUGUGUGUACGUAUGCAUCAGUGUGUGUGCACGUCUGUGUGUGAUGUACGGGUGUAUUAGUGUGUCUGAGUGUGUGUGCGUCUGUGUGUGCAUGUCUGCGCAUGUCUGUACGUGUGCGUCUGUGUGCAUGUCUGUGUGUGUCUGUAUGUGUGCGUCUGUGCACGUCUGUGCAUGUAUGUGCGUGCCUGUACGUGUGCAUGUGUGUGCAUCCGUGAGUGUGUGCGCAUGUCUGAGUGUGCAUGUACUUGUAGAUCAGUGUGUGUGGGGUGAGAGUUUCCGUGUGAAUGUGAGAGCAGAGGGAUUAAAUACUCAGGAUUCUGAAGGGGGAGGCCAGGGUGGCUGCUUUUGGACUCAGGACGACAAGAUGUUCCCUUUGCUGGAGAAGCAGCCGGAGGAGGUCCCCUCUGCAUUCACUCAAAAAGGGUCCGAACUAAUUCGAAUCUUCCGGGAGGGCAGGGGGACCUUGAUCUCAGGGACCCCAGGUUUGGAUGCCAGUAACUAUGGGGUCUCUUUGUAGUCAGGGCUUCUCUCUGGGCCUCCUAGAUGGUAGAGCCCCCGACCUCUGUGCCACAAGCCUGAAGGAGCUCCCAGGCGUCUCAGGAGGAGCUGCGUCUUUGGAUGCCAAUCUCUGGGCUCUUCCAGGAUGUUUUUUCUCGAGAAUCUUCCUCGAGCCGCAAACCCUUCACACUGCGGACUAGAAAGAGUCCUCUUAGAGCCUCUGACCUUUAUCUCUACUUCAGCUGCGAAUGGGCGAAGCCUGCGCCAUGCCUCUCCUUUCCCGCCGUUUCUAGGAAUUCCUCCUACCGCAGUGUCCUUGCUCUGCCAUUCACCACGGUUUGGGUCAGAAUCCAGAGUUCAGCCAAUGCUUCCAGAGAGACUGUGGUUGUUAACUGUCCCUGUUGACACUGGGACCUGUCUCCCCUCGUGACCUGAGUCUUACCUUGAUUCUCUUAAUGACGGAGAGGGAGACAUUAAGAACUUGGAAGCCAAUGCCAGGCACGAGCUACACUGGUCUCCGCCUCCUGCUCCCUGCAGAUACUGUUGGGGACCAGCCUCAACACCACCCGCAGGGUACCCAAAGUCCGGUGGUGACAAAGGAAUGAGAAGAGACAGGUUAAGAGUGCAUAAAGAGUGAGGGCCAGGGGGCCAAUUGCAAAUCGGAGGCUGCAAAAGGCCCAGGGUUCUGGUCUCCACUCUAUUGAUUGAGUACCAUCACUUACAGCUAAGAAGCAGACGUUCAGGGCAAAACAGUGAAAGGGAGGCAGUGCGCCCAUCAUGCGUGUAAUCUAUAGCACUGGUGGUUUAAAUGAAUCUCCUUUGUGCUCAAACAGCCUAUUUUUAACUUAUCGGAGAGUAGCUAGUGGGAGUGGGCUUAACUAGGAGCCUGCACGUCUGGCUUCCAAUGCUUCAAAGGAGUGUCCUUCUCCUUGAACACAGUGUUUAUGGAUGAUGGAGCAACUCGCUCAGCGCCUGGGAACGUCACGGCGAUAAGAAGGCUUUCCUCCUCAGAGGCCUCUUGUGGCUUUCCACAACUUCUUGUCCCAUAUUUUUAUGGCCAGUUAAUACAGGCACCCCAUAAGCCUUUCCCCCAACAGAUACCAAGCAGGCGUGAGCUAUACUGGUCUCUGCCUCCUGCUCCCUGCAGGUGCCAGGCGUGAGCUACGCUGAUGUCUGCUUCCGCAGGUGCCAGGCGUGAGCUACACUGGUCCCCGCCUCCUGGGCCCUGCAGGUGUGGAUGCUGCUGGCUGUGCACCGUGGGGUUCCUGAGCGUGGGGUCACCUGGGAACGACCCUUGUCUAAUUCUCCAAUCCUCAGCCUCUGGGACUCAUUCUGAUGAAGGAAAGAGCAUCCCUGUGCAGCUGCGUGUCCUUCAGUUCUUUGGCUCUGAUUCCGUGUCUGGCUUCAUCUAAGUGGCCUGGUCCAUGGGCAGUGAAGAAAUGUAAAGUGCAAUAGCCCUCUGGAACAAGACAAUUCGUGUGACAUAAGAAAGAAGAGCCCACAAGGCCAAGGAUGUAUUCUCAGUUUACAGACCACUGACCAGAGGCCACUCCAGGGUGUCAGGACUAAGAGAAGUCACAAAACAGCAGAUUUCCCAAGAGCAGCGGAAAAUGAUCCAGUCACAGAUAUCAUUUGAGGAUGUGGCUGUGGAUUUCACGGUGGAGGAAUGGCAGCUACUUAAUCCUACUCAGAAGAACUUAUACAGAGAUGUGAUGUUGGAGAACUAUAGCAAUCUGGUUUUCUUGGGUUUUCAAAUUCUCAAACCUGAUGCAAUUUUCAAACUGGAACAACAAGAUCCAUGGAUAAUAGAUCAAGAAAUCCUAAAUCAAAACUUUUCAGAAGUCUGGCUAGAUAAUCCCAAAAUGUGGCUCCGAGAUAAUCAAGACAACCUUAAAAGUAUGGAGAGAGGCCAUAAAUAUGAUGUUUUUGGAAAAAUAUUUAAUUCAAGCAUAAACAUUGUUCAUGUAGGAAUGAGAUCCCAUAAAUGUGGCACAGGAGAAAAAAGUUUGAAAUGUCCUUUUGAUUUGCUUAUUCCAAAAAAUAAUUGUGAAAGAAAGAAAAUUGAUGAACUCAAUAAGAAAUUAUUGUUCUGUAUCAAACCUGACAGAACCCAUGGUGGAAUAAAAUACUGUGAUUGCAAUACAUGUAGAAAAUCCAGCAACAAAGAGCCAUGGCUCACUGCUAAUCAUAUAACACACACAGGAGUCUAUUUAUGCAUGGAAUGUGGCAGAUUUUUUAACAAGAAGUCACAACUUGUUAUACACCAGAGAACUCAUACAGGAGAGAAGCCCUAUCAAUGCAGUGAGUGUGGAAAAGCCUUUUCACAGAAGUCACUGCUCACUGUUCAUCAAAGAACUCACUCAGGAGAAAAACCGCAUGGGUGCAGCGAAUGUCAGAAAGCUUUUAGUAGGAAGUCACUCCUCAUUUUACAUCAGAGAAUUCAUACUGGAGAGAAGCCGUAUGGAUGCAGUGAAUGUGGAAAAGCCUUCAGUAGGAAGUCGCAGCUUAAAAGACAUCAGAUAACUCACACAAUAGAGAAACCCUACAGUUGCAGUGAGUGUGGGAAAGCAUUCUCCCAGAAAUUAAAACUCAUCACACAUCAGAGAACGCACACAGGAGAGAAACCCUAUACAUGUAGUCACUGUGGAAAAGCCUUCUUUUGGAAGUCGCAGCUUAUUACUCAUCAGAGGACCCACACAGGGAAGAAACCUUACGCAUGUAGUGAGUGUCAAAAAGCCUUCAGCAGGAACUCACUUCUCAUUAGGCAUCAGAGGAUUCAUACAGGAGAGAAGCCCUACGAAUGCAACGAAUGUGGUGAAGCCUUCAUCAGAAAACCACAGCUGAUUAAACAUCAGAUAACUCACACAGGAGAGAAGAACUAUCGAUGCAGCGAUUGUGAAGAGGCCUUCUUUAAGAAGUCAGAGUUAAUAAGACAUCAAAAAAUUCACUUAGGAGAGAAACCAUAUGGAUGCAUUCAAUGUGGGAAAACCUUCUUUGGGAAGUCCCAGCUCCUAACGCAUCACAGAACACACACUGGGGAGAAGCCUUAUGAAUGCAGUGAGUGUGGGAAGGCCUUCACCCAGAAGUCAAGCCUGAUAUCACAUCAGAGAACACAUACAGGUGAGAAACCCUAUGAAUGCAGUGAAUGCAGGAAAACCUUCAGUGAGAAGUCAAGUCUCAUUCAUCAUCAGAGAACCCAUACUGGAGAAAAGCCCUUUGAAUGUACUGAAUGUAGGAAAGCUUUUGCCUGGAAGCCACAGCUUCUUAGGCAUCAGAGAAUUCAUACAGGGGAGAAACCCUAUGAAUGCAGUGAAUGUGGGAAAGCAUUUGUUCAGAAAGUGCAGCUCAUUAAGCAUCAAAGAAAUCACACAGGAGAGAAAACCUAUGGAUGCAGCGAUUGUGCAAAAGCUUUCUUUGAGAAGGCACAGCUCAUUAUACAUCAGAGAAUUCAUACAGGAGAGAGACCAUAUAAAUGUGGUGAAUGUGGGAAAUCUUUCACAAGAAAGUCACACCUUAUGAGGCAUCAGAGGAUUCAUACAGGAGAUAAAUACUAUGGAUGCAAUGAGUGUGGGACCACCUUCAACAGGAAGUCGCAGCUUAUGAUACAUCAGAGAAAUCAUAUAAUAUAAAAAUCAUGACUUUGGCGAAUGCAGAAAGGUUGCUAUCAAAUGUCAUACUUUCUGACACUUUUGAGGAUGCAUAUGGGAGAGAAACCCUAUUGAGGCAGUGACUGUUGAAAAAGCUUGAAUUGAGGAGUCAAGAGUCACUAAGCAGAAUUUAGAAAGAGAAGUUUUUAAAAAGUAAACAGUGUAAAAAAAGUCAUCUCCCAGAAGACACUACUUGUUACAUAUUGGAUGACUCAUUGAGGUGAAAACCUUAUUGGUGUUGUGAUAGUAGAGAAGCUUUUAGUCAAAAGUCAGUUUAUUAAAUGUUUAGAAGACCUAAACAGGAAGAAAAUUCUAUUGUUUGUUAUAACAAAGUGGAAGAUUUCAAGAAAGGACAACUCACUGUACACUUGAGAAUAAUACCUACAGAGGUUCAUACUGAAGAGUAGUCUCAAUAAUGUAAAGAAUUUGACAAGCAUGAUGCUAUUGAAAUAGUUCUGUAAGGAAGUGGUGUUCUUUAUACAUCAAUUAUUACAAAAAGCAGUGAAUUGUAAGCGUGAGGUGUGUUUACUUAGAUGUGAAGAGUUCUCCUUUCUGCUGUGAUGGAAUAACAAGGGUCAGAUUUCCUCUCCUGCCUUAAACAACUAGAAGCUGUACAAUACGUAUAAUAUGUAAUGGUUUUUAGACAUAGGACAAGCACAGGUUUGUGAUCCUCAGGAGACUGCAGACAGAGUGAGGUGAGCACCAUGGUUUCUCAGCCUGCCCCCGCAUGGCAGUUCCUAGGCUGCAGUUCAGGGAAGGGAAACAAUAAAUCUUGCUGAAUUGAAGAGACAGGAUUGGCAGUUGGGGAGGCCACAGCAGCUAGAAUUUCCAGGGGAAAGUACUGGAGAGAUGGGAUCCUCCUAGAUACAGGGCUCAAGAAGUCUGCUGGGAGUCCCCUGAGUCCUUUGACUUAGUACUGACUUGCACUGAGGCCAGGAAAAGAAGCACUGGAAAGCAGCAGGCUGAACAAUUCCUGGAACUCAUGCAGGGCUGGGAAUAGUUUAUGUUCUCAGCAGCCAGAGUGGAAACAGAGUGGAAACACAUGGAGCAUCAGGUAGAAUUCUCAGAAAGGUUUUGUCUUAGUAGUGCAGCUAAUUAACUCUAGAUUAAAAGCUACUCUGGACCUAUAGUGUCCGGCAUCCAAAAAAACUAAUCUGUUAUGCAAAGAAGCAAUAAAAUAUGACUUAUAACCAGGAGAAAAAUCAGUAGAAACCCAGAAAAGACAGAGGUGAUGGAAUUAGUAGACAAGGAUAUUAAAAGAGCUAUUGUAAAUAUAAAGUAGAGGAAAAUAUAAGGUUGAUGAAACCUGAGGUAUAAGAGAGAUUUUUAAUGGCCAAAAUGGAACUUCUAGGGAUGAAAUCAACUUCUGAUUUUGUUAAAAUCCCAAGUGGAGAGAUUAGAUACAGAAAAAUAAAAAAAAAAUCAAUGAACUUGAAGAGUAAGAAUAAAAACUACCAAAGUGAUAUACAGAGAGAAAAAAAGACUUAGAGAAGAGAAAGAGAAUAGGAAAACCAUUACAGUAGUGUAAUAUAUGUGUAACUGGAGUCCCAGAAGGAGAGGAGAAAAUGAAGAGGCAUGAAGAAGUAUUUGAAUAAAUAAUGGCUAAAGAUUUUCCAAAUCUGAUUAAAACAAUACCCCCACAUAUUCAAGAAGCUCAAAUGACCUGAAGUAGAAUAAACAUAAUUUAUAUCACAGCAGUGCACCUCAGAGUCACAUUCAUGAAAAGCACUGAUAAACAGAAUACUUUUAAAUCACCUUGAGAAAAAAAGAUAAUACAUACACAUGAACAAAGAAUGGCAGCAUAUUUCUGGUGAGAACUAUGCAAGCUAUAAGACAAUGGAGUAUUAUCUCUAAAUUCCUUAAUGAAAUAAACAACAAACCCUGCAACCUAGAAUUCUGUUACUGUCAAAAACGUUUUCAAAAAUGAAAGCAAAAUAAAGACUGUUUCAGACAAACUAAAUCAAAGGUAAUUUUAUUACCUGUAGACCUGUCUUCGGGAAGCAUUGAAGGAUGUUUGAGGGCAGCAGGAAAAUAAUACAAAACUUAAGUUUGGGUCUGUACAAAGGAAUGAAGUUCUGAAAAUGGUGAAUAUGUGGGUAAAUAUAACAGAUAUUUCUCUCUUUUUAAAAUCUUUUUAAAAGGGAAUUGGCUGCUUAAAGCCAAAGUAAUGAUAACGUAUUUGGAGUUUAUUUAGAAGUAAAGUGUGAUGACGAUAACACUUAAGUGUGAAUUUUUAAAUAUAGUUGAGUAGACUGCAUCAUCUGAGUCAGAAGCCUAUUCCUUCAGGGCUCGGGGUAGCUUGAAUUUGUAGCAGGCACAUGACAGAAAUUGUAUGUAUUGUGGAUCUGCAUGUGUGCUGAGUAUUCCCUAUUUCUUCGAUCCCUUUUCCCCCAUUUUCUGCUCUGCUCCCCCCUGAGGCUGUCUUCUAGAGACUAGGGUUUCUUCAUAGGUUUGAACAGUGGGAGAUACAAGAGGUGGGAGGAGAAAAAGUUAUUUAUUACCGUUCCCUUCCUCCUGCCUGGACCAUGGUUUAAGGUAGCUUCUGUGUUCCCGUAAGGAUACAGCUUCCUUUGGGAAGCCCCAUCUAUGGCUGUAGAUCUCUCGGUUUCAGUUGACACCAUUCCCUCUCCAUGAUCUUCAGACUUAACUACUACUGGGUGCUUCCCCAACCCACUGGUUGGGUGUCUUUAAUUGUGAACACAUAUUUGUAAAUAGUGCCUUUAUUAAUUGUUCUUGAGUUAAUAUUUUGAGUAUGCCAUUUAUUUUCUGUGCCAUCUGUUAAAUGAUGAGCAUUUAAUAAAAUUGUGAUAAUCAGUUAUCAGUACAAGUGCCUCACAGUGCAUAGGCUGAAAUGUCUCAAGAUUCCCCACACUACGUAUCAGUAUUUUCUAUCUGUAUCUGGACAAUGCAGUAGAAAUUAUAACAAAUACAAAGUUCUUUGUGCUUUUCUGCUGCGUAUGUCAGUGGCUCUGGAAAUUGUUACUAUCUGCUACAUAUAUAAAUAGACUUGCAGUUAUUACUAAGCUCCUCUUCAGUAACAGAAAGACUUAUGAAGUCUUUUACUACCUCUGGGUUAGCCAAACAACCUUCAAAAAGCAUUGUUAUUUAGGUUAAAUAUUCGUGGACAAGAAACAAGAUAAUCAGUUACUGAGUGAAGAAAGACGGGAAAGAUGUCCCAUACUUCCCAGCUCUCUAAAGUGUUACGCUGUACAAUUAAAAUACCCCUGACCCAUCAUCUGCUACCAUUCGUUGUGGAUAAUUCAUGUAAUCUCUAACCUGUGGGCAAGUCUUUACCCUUCAGUAGUCAAGAUUACGUUAGAGACUUCGUCCACGAAUCCACACCACCUUUCCCAUCAGUUCUCACCAGAAAUAUGCUGCCAAAAAGAAAAUCAGCUUUUCUAAGAUCAAGCCAGAGUUGCUUCUCUUACAACCUUACGGCGCUAAUGCAUUAAGUUGAAGUCGACUGCCAAAGAGGCCCAGCAGAGGGCAGCACCCCCGUCAUUUUUUGAAUUUCUCCCUUAGGAAUUUUGCCUUCCUUUGUCUUCUGUCCACCAGGCGUUCUCUCCAGCUGGACACAAACCUCCUUUGAAGGGAAAUAAUUGCCGUUAGGCUUCACAGUAGUGCUUUUUCCUUUCACUUGGAUGUGCAUUUUAACCUGCAUUUUGAAGAUCUUUAUACAUGUUUUCUAUUUCCGACAAUGCCAGGAGGCUUCAUUGACAUUGUAGUCUGUGUUAAUAAACUUGUGUAUCACUCUGCUCUGAUCUUUUAGGAAUUAACUUGCAAAUGAAAUGAAUAUGUUGGGACUUUGGCAUAAUUUGAAUAUAGCAUUGUGAGUUGUGAUUGUCUCUUCCUAAUUGUGCUGUAAUAACCUGUGUAUGAGAAUAAAAUGGUUUCCACCAUCAGGAUUCUCCCAUGCCCCCCUUUAUUUUGCCAUAGACUAAAGGGGAAAGGCCAUUCUCACUCUCCUUACCUUAGAAAAUUUUAUUUGCCUCAUGAUGACUGUCUGCCGCUUAGAAGUAGACAAUAUAAAAUCUCAUCACUAUUUCACAAGAAUAAAAUUCAAAUCAGUUAUAUCCAAAGUAAGUUUUCAACUGGGGGUGGUGUCUCACACCUGUAAUCCCAGUGCUUGGGGAGGCCAAAUUGGGAGGAUCGCUUGAGCCCAGGCGUUUGAGACCAGCUGGACAACAUAGCAAGACUCAUCUCUACAAAAAAAAAGUUUUAAUUAGCCAUGAGAGGCUGGGUGCAGUGACGCAAGCCUGUAAUCCCAGCACUUUGGGAGGCUGAGGUGGGUGGAUCACCUGAGUUCAGGAGUUCGCAACCAGCCUGAAUAACAUGGUGAAACCCCGUCUCUACUAAAUACAAAAAAAUUAGCCGGGCAUGGUGGCACAUGCCUGUAAUCCGAGCUACUUGGGAGGCUGAGACAAGAGAAUCACUUGUACCUGGGAGGAGGAGGUUGCAGUGAGCCGAGAUCACGGCAUUGCACUCCAGUCUGGGCAACAAGAACAAAACUCCAUCUCAAAAAAAAAAAAAAAUUAGCCAUGAUGGUGCAUGUCUGUAAUCCCAGCUACUUGGGAAGCUGAGGCAGAAGGGUCACUUGAGCCCAGGAGUUCAAGGCUGCAGUGAGCCAUGAUGGGGCCACUGCAUUCCAGCCUGAGUGACAGAGCGAAACCUUGCCUCUUAAAUGAAUAAAAAUAAAGUAAGCUUUCUUCAACAAGUUUUCUUCCAACGCCACACACUCCAUCACCAUAUUAAUUUAAAUUAUUUAGUAUGUAGCAGAUUUACUUUGAGACCAAAUCUGUGAAGUUGGUGAUGAUAUUUAAUAAUUAUUUCCUUUAUGGGAUCUUUGCAACUUAGAACACAAUUAUUACUCAUUGUAUCCAGGUCAUUUAAUAUCUUGUCAGAAUGCUAACGUUAAAUAAACCAGGCCAGGCGCGGUGGCUCACGCCUGUAAUCCCAGCACUUUGGGAGGCCAAGGCGGGUGGAUCACUAGGUCAGGAGAUCGAGACCAUCCUGGCUAACACGGUGAAACCCCGUCUCUACUAAAAAUACAAAAAAUUAGCCAGGUGAGGUGGCCAGCGCCUGUAGUCCCAGCUACUCAGGAGGCUGAGGCAGGAGAAUGGCGUGAACCUGGGAGGUGGAGCUUGCAGUGAGCCAAGAUCACACCACUGCACUCCAGCCUGGGUGAUAGAGCGAGGCUCUGUCUCAAAAAAAUAAAUAAAUCAGGCGCUGGGCACGGUGGCUCACACCUGUAAUCAUAACACUUUGGGAGGCUAAGGCAGGCAGAUCACAAGGUCAGGAGUUCGAGACCAGCCUGGCCAAUAUGGUGAAACCCCAUCUCUACUAAAAAUGCAAAAAUUAGCCAGGCUUGGUGGCACGUGUGUAGUCCCAGCUACUCCGGAGGCUGAGGCAGGAGAAUCGCUUGAACCCAGGAAGCCGAUGUUGCAGUGAGCUGAGAUCACACCACUGCACUCCAGCCUGAGUGACAGAGCGAGACUCCAUCACAAAAAAAAAAAAAACAAAAAAAAACCAGGGAACACCAAACU